Molecule: messenger RNA, 2019 nt
Organism: Hemisphaericaspora subhashii
Lineage: Eukaryota; Fungi; Ascomycota; Pichiomycetes; Serinales; Debaryomycetaceae
Exons: 1
Coding region: 1-2019 (672 amino acids)
Cellular component (GO): nucleus
Molecular function (GO): exonuclease activity; nucleic acid binding
Source: RefSeq, a predicted model, not a curated record
AUGGAUCCUAAUGAACAUGACCCACAAGAUCCAUUAAGCACCCACACAGCCCGGUUAUCCAUCUGUCAAGCUGAUAUCGUUGAAGAAGACUCCAAUCCCAGACUUCAUGUUCGUGAUCUCUUAUUACGUGAGGAAACCAGUCAUCCAAAUCAUACACGUCGUGAUUCCGCCGUGUCAUUAAAUUCUUUCAAUGAUGAUGAUCCUACAUUGUCACCAAAUCUGAAAUUCCAUGUUCGACAAGAAAAAAGAAGAAGAAGUUCAGUUCAAAGUUUUUCAACUGCAAAUGGACAUAAAUCAAAGAAAGAAAAGGUACAUAAAAAGAAAUUAAAAAAGUUGAAUGAUCCACCUAAGAUUGAAUUAAAUUUGAGUGCAAUUCCAACUGAUAGUGGUGGUAGUAGUAUUGUAGAUGGAUCACCUAAAAGGUUCCCAUUUAGGAAUUUGCGUUUUGUCAUCUUGCAUAUAUUCAAAGCCUUGACAGGUCAUAAGCCGAAAUGGAUACAGACGACUAAUCAAGAGAAGAUCCCCACCGUAUGUGUAUGUCUUGUUCCAGGAUUACAAAUUGAAAAUAAAACCAGUGAUGAUGAACAACAAAUAUCAACAUCUGAAUUAAAACAAUAUCCAGAAUUGGAAUUUUUAUAUCUGACAUUUCCAAAUUAUAUAAAAACUAAUUCUCCAGGUUCAAAAGAUACGUUAUAUUCUCCAUUACAAUCAAUAACCAAUAUCCCAUUAUCCAAGAACGAAAAGAGAAUCAUAUUAGAAAAACUGAAACAAACCAAAAUUACCAUCUAUGAUUUAUUAAUGACUCCAUCCGAUCUUGAAACCCAUGGAUAUCCACUCGAAUUAGGUCCAGAUUGGAUAGAAACCAUCUCCUACCCCUCAAGCUCUGGCCCAACGGAAUCUCAUAUCUACGCGUUAGAUUGUGAAUUCUGUAAAGCGGGCGAUAGUCACGUCCUUACCCGAGUCUCAUUAAUCGAUUUCAAUGGCACGGUAGUAUUUGAUAAAUUCGUGAAACCAGCCCAAGAAAUAACCGAUUAUGUUACUAAAUAUUCCGGAAUAACCGAAGAAAAAUUACGUGAUGUGACAACUACUCUAUCUGAUAUCCAACAAUUAUUUCAAUCAACCGUGUAUAAACAAGAUAUAUUAAUUGGACAUAGUUUAGAUUCCGAUUUGAAUGUGAUGAAGAUUAAACAUGAUAAUAUUGUCGAUACGGCGGUCAUAUUUGAACAUGUCCGAGGUCCACCAUCUAAACCAUCCUUGAAAUGGUUGGCUAAGACUUAUUUGGAGAGAAAUAUCCAAACCGGGGAAACUACAGGUGAGGGACAUUCUUCAGUUGAGGAUGCAAAAGCGUGUUUGGAUCUUGUGAAGGCGAAGAUUUUGGAAGGGAAAUGUUUUGGAAUGAAUGUGAAUGAGAUCUCAAUCUUUCAACGUCUUGCCAAAAAUCAUGAAACUAAUAGAAAGCCCGGGGAUGAUUAUGAUUUUAAAUCACUUUGGUUGGGAUAUAGUCAAUAUAAAGAUCAGGAAACAUAUGUUGAACCAGAAGAUUAUCAUGUCACGCAUGAAUAUGUUAAUAAUGAUGAUGAAAUGAUUGAUAAGUUUGAGGAAUUGAGUCCUGGGAAACGAUUUAUUGUUAUGAGUUUACGAGAGAUGGAAUAUAAUUGGAAAUGGUCAACUCCACCACAGCAUUAUAAUGGAGAAUUAAAUGAAGGUAUUGAAAAAGAGGAAUUAUAUGGACGAACUAAUGAUAGAUUGAAACGAGUCUAUGAGGCAUUACCGGAUCAUUCAUUAAUGAUUGUAUGUACACAACUGAAUAGUCCAUUGGAAAUGUAUCAAUUACAAAAUGUGAGGAAAAAUUUCCAAAAAUUGGAUAGAGAAGGGGUUGAUGUAACUAAGUUACCAAAAGAGGAACUGUGGGAUAUUGAGAAACAGAAUGAGUUAAUUGAUAAGACUACAAUGGCUAGAGAGUCCUUGAUCUUUAUGACUCUUAAGCAACCAAAACCCACACAAAGCAAUGUAGAUUAG